Messenger RNA from Histoplasma capsulatum G186AR, 2367 nucleotides. RefSeq lists its product as uncharacterized. The record is from RefSeq and is a predicted model, not a curated record. Bases 1 to 2367 code for a protein of 788 amino acids. The transcript has 3 exons. Gene Ontology annotation, molecular function: ubiquitin binding. Lineage: Eukaryota; Fungi; Ascomycota; Eurotiomycetes; Onygenales; Ajellomycetaceae. Gene Ontology annotation, cellular component: cytoplasm; nucleus. Gene Ontology annotation, biological process: ubiquitin recycling; proteasome-mediated ubiquitin-dependent protein catabolic process.
AUGCCGGACUUCAAGAUCUCGGCUGCUUUGGAGGGCCACACCGAUGAUGUUCGCGCUGUGGCCUUUCCCAACCCCGACACUGUCUUGUCUGCUUCCCGGGAUGCGACCGUCCGUGUGUGGAAACUCACCUCUACUCCACCUCCGUUAUAUGACUAUACGAUAUCUUCUCACGGGUCCGCUUUCAUAAACUCCUUAGCAUACUAUCCUCCAUCCUCCGACCAUCCCGAUGGCUUGAUAUUCUCUGGUGGCCAAGAUACCAUUAUUGAAGCGCGCGAGCCCGGGAAACCUGCUGAUGCAAAUGCAACUGCCAUGCUCCUUGGUCAUUCUCACAAUGUAUGCUCUAUAGAUGUCUGUCCUGAAGGCAAAUGGGUAGUGAGCGGGAGUUGGGAUUCCUCCGCAAAGUUAUGGAAAAUUGGGAAGUGGGAAUGUGAAGUCACAUUUGAAGGUCACCAAGGAAGCGUCUGGGCGGUGCUGGCUUUUGACCAAAACACUAUAGUAACUGGAUGUGCUGACCAAAAAAUCCGCAUUUAUAGCUUGUCGGGGCAACUAUUGCGAAGUAUGAGGGCAGGUGACGUUGUUCGUGCCCUCUGCAAACUCCCCCCAAACCACCAGUCGGGCUGCCAAAUAGCGUCGGCGAGCAACGACGGCAUUAUACGAUUAUGGACCCUCCAAGGUCUACAAGUCGCAGAACUCUGUGGUCAUGAAAGUUUCAUCUAUGCAUUAGCCACUCUACCCUCGGGAGAAAUCGUUAGCUCAGGAGAGGACCGGACCGUCAGGAUAUGGAGUGGCGAUCGGUGUAUACAGACAAUUACACACCCAGCAAUAUCUGUCUGGAGUAUUGCAGUAUGUCAAGAAACUGGUGACAUUGUUAGUGGGGCUAGCGAUAGAGUUACUCGAGUUUUCAGUAGAGCUCAGGAGCGAUACGCAGAUCAAUCAGUUAUCGCGCUGUUUGAAAAUUCCGUCAAGGAAUCAUCUAUCCCUCAGCAGCAGGUUGGAAAUAUCAAUAAGGAGAAGUUGCCAGGCCCAGAGUUUUUGAAGCAAAAAUUAGGGACAAAAGAGGGCCAAGUUCAAAUGAUUCGCCAGGAUGACGGGAGUGUCACUGCCCACACUUGGGCAACAGCCACGAGGGAAUGGAUAUCUGUGGGAACUGUCGUUGACUCCGCAGCCAGCAGUGGUAGAAAAGUGGAAUAUCUUGGGCAAGACUACGACUAUGUUUUCGAUGUCGACAUUGAGGAUGGGAAGCCUCCCCUGAAACUUCCGUAUAACCUCUCGCAAAACCCGUACGAAGCAGCUACCAAAUUUAUACAAAAUAAUGAAUUACCGAUGGGAUAUCUGGACCAGGUUGCUAAUUUCAUCACUACAAAUACACAGGGAGCUUCCAUUGGCUCUUCAACAACACAAAGCCAGGGUCCACCGCCGCCAGGAGCGGACCCGUGGGGCGAAGAGAAAAGAUAUCGGCCUGGGGAUGGAUCAUCAAACAACGCUUCAUCCUUUCCAGCAACUCGCCCGAAAGUCUUACCUCAAACAUCAUACCUUGCUAUAAAAACCGCGAAUAUCAAAACCAUUCAGAAGAAGGUCCAAGAAUUGAACGAGCAACUCGUUAGCUCUGGAUCGAAGGACAUCUCGCUAAGCCCUUCUGAAGUGGAGACUGUCAUAGGCCUUUGCAAUCAGUUGGAUCAGACCCCCCCGUUGAAAGAAUCGCCUCAAGUCGAAUUCGGAAUCCCCCUGACCGCCAAGAUAGCAACUACGUGGCCCAUUGCUAACCGGCUUCCCGGUCUUGAUCUACUUCGUCUACUCGCUGCUGCAACGCCUGCGGCAGCCUCAACAGACUACGGUGGUUCCGACCUGAUUUCAGCACUUAUCUCUAGCGGCGUGUUCAAGCCUCCCCUCAACGUCAAUAAUGCAAUGCUAGCAAUUCGGACUUUUGCAAAUUUAUUCGAAACCGAUGCUGGCCGGGCACUAGCAAUUAGCAAAUUUAGCGACAUCAUGACGCAAGUUGGGUCUUUGGCGAAUGCUGGGGGGACACCAAAUCGCAAUUUAACCAUCGCCAUUGCGACCCUAUACAUUAACUUUUCCGUCUUCGUUACAAGUGACGGGAGAGCUUCGAGUCCGGAAUCUGCAGAGAAGGCUCUUUUACUCCUCGAUGAAUUAGGCAAACUUCUAAUAAAGGAAAAAGACUCUGAAGCUAUAUAUCGCGUCCUUGUUGCGUUGGGUACUCUGGUUACAGCACUCGGGGAAGAAGUGAAGACUGCCGCGAAAGAAAUAUAUGAUAUCAACAAGGCACUAUCUAAAGUUAUCAGUGGUGGAUUUGGGAGGGAACCGAGGGUCAAAAGCGUUGUUAAUGAAAUCAGAAGUGCACUCGAGUAA